Carlito syrichta (Philippine tarsier) is the source of this 572-nucleotide messenger RNA. Its product is annotated as L-lactate dehydrogenase C chain-like. Gene Ontology annotation, biological process: carboxylic acid metabolic process. The record is from RefSeq and is a predicted model, not a curated record. The transcript has 4 exons. Gene Ontology annotation, molecular function: oxidoreductase activity, acting on the CH-OH group of donors, NAD or NADP as acceptor. Bases 123 to 572 code for a protein of 149 amino acids. NCBI's taxonomy places the organism in Eukaryota, Metazoa, Chordata, Mammalia, Primates, Tarsiidae.
CGUGCGUGGGGCGUGCGGGGCGGGCGACGCACGCGGUGUAACCGUCGCCGGGCUUCGCGCCUCGACUGUCGUUGGUGUAUCCUUCUGAUGUGGCUUUUGUGCCUUCCUUACAGGUUCACCAAAUGGCGACGGUCAAGGAGCAGCUUAUUGAGAAUUUGGCUGCGGAAGAUAAAGACUCUCAGUGUAAAAUCACCAUUGUUGGAGUUGGUGCUGUAGGCAUGGCUUGUGCCAUUAGUAUCUUAUUGAAGAAUUUGGCUGAUGAACUUGUCCUUGUUGAUGUUAUGUCGGACAAAUUGAAGGGAGAAACAAUGGAUCUUCAGCAUGGCAGCCUUUUCUUUAGUACUUCAAAGAUUACCUCUGGAAAAGAUUACAGUGUGUCUGCAAACUCCAAAAUAGUUAUUGUUACAGCAGGUGCAAGGCAGCAGGAGGGAGAAAGUCGUCUUUCCCUGGUCCAACGUAAUGUGAAUAUCAUGAAAUCAAUCGUUCCUGCCAUAGUCCACCAUAGCCCUGACUGUAAAAUGCUUAUUGUUUCAAAUCCAGGUGAGUGUUUUCUCUUCCUCUUUUUUUUUUGA